Schizosaccharomyces cryophilus OY26 is the source of this 2651-nucleotide messenger RNA. RefSeq names its product cell division control protein Cdc5. Gene Ontology annotation, cellular component: spliceosomal complex; Prp19 complex. Gene Ontology annotation, biological process: mRNA splicing, via spliceosome. NCBI's taxonomy places the organism in Eukaryota, Fungi, Ascomycota, Schizosaccharomycetes, Schizosaccharomycetales, Schizosaccharomycetaceae. The record is from RefSeq and is a predicted model, not a curated record. The transcript is spliced from 6 exons. Bases 191 to 2464 code for a protein of 757 amino acids.
ACGAGUCUUACAAUUGCAACAAAAACAGGUUUCUUUUACUUUUAGUACUCUUAUUAUUUUAAUUUUAUUACAUUUUUUUGAGGAUAUUGGGGGUUUUAUUUCGUACUAGAACUCGCGUCGACGAUUUGUUUGAACCAAGACACCUCGUUCUACUUCUUGCAUUUUCCCUGCUUGUAUUGAGAAAUUCAGAAUGUUUAAAGGAGGUGCCUGGAAAAACACAGAGGAUGAGAUUUUAAAGGCGGCAGUUAGUAAAUACGGAAAAAACCAGUGGGCUCGAAUCAGCUCUUUGUUGGUUCGCAAAACACCCAAGCAGUGUAAGGCUCGCUGGUAUGAAUGGAUUGAUCCUAGUAUAAAAAAGACAGAAUGGAGCCGUGAAGAAGACGAAAAACUGUUGCACUUGGCAAAGCUGUUGCCAACACAAUGGCGAACGAUCGCUCCCAUUGUCGGUCGUACUGCUACUCAGUGUCUAGAAAGAUAUCAGAAACUUUUAGAUGAUUUAGAAGCUCGGGAAAAUGAACAGCUUGGACUUACUACAGGAGAGGGUGCAGAAGCUGCUCCUCCUGUGAAUGAUCCAAAUUCUCGACUUCGCUUUGGAGACGCUGAGCCCAAUUUGGAAACGCUGCCGGCCCUACCAGAUGCUAUUGAUAUGGAUGAAGAUGAAAAGGAAAUGCUGAGUGAAGCUCGUGCUCGUCUUGCAAAUACACAAGGAAAAAAGGCCAAGCGUAAGGAUCGUGAAAAGCAAUUGGAACUUACAAAACGGCUUUCUCAAUUGCAAAAGCGCCGCGAACUAAAAGCUGCUGGUGUAAACAUAAAACUAUUUCGAAGAAGGAAAAAUGAAAUGGAUUACAAUGCUUCGAUCCCGUUUGAGAAGAAGCCUGCAAUCGGAUUUUACGAUACUUCUGAAGAGGAGCAUAGAAAUUUGCGAGAAAGGCAAAAUGAAAAUCGUAAGCUGAUUGAACGUGGCCAGAAGAGUAAAGAAAGCUUAAAUGAUCGCGGCCAUUUUGAAAGGCCGAAACCUGUUGAGAAAGUGAAACGACCCAACAAUGAUGCUCAUGAUGAGAAAAUGAGACGUUUAGCAGAAGCCGAGCAAAUGAGCAAAAGACGGAAAUUAAAUUUACCAGCACCACAGGUCAGUGAAAAUGAGCUAGAUAAGGUUGUCAAAUUAGGAUUCGCUGGUGACCGCGCUCGUUCCAUGACUGAUACGACACCAGCAGCAGGCCAUAGUACUGGGUUGGUAGGUAAUUACUCUCAACUCGAACGAACGACGCAGCUACGUACUCCCCGAAGUGGUGCUUUAGAAGGAAAAGAAGAUGCACUCUUGAUUGAAGCGAGAAACCAACUAUUAAAAAAUCGAGAACAGUCAUCAUUGUUAGGGGAGGAAAACACUCCGUUACAGUCUGGAGGCACCGGAUUUGCUGGUGUUGAGCCUGAACAUCCCGCUCAAUCUGUUACUAGAGCUGUUGAUGGAUUGCCUUACAGUCAAGCUACUCCCUAUCGCACACCACGUGAUACGUUUGCGAUCAACAAAGCUACUCAAAAUGCUCAGGCUAUUGCAGAUACAAAAGCAAAAAAAAUUAGAACAAAGACAAUUAUGAGUCUUUUUGCCAAAUUACCAAAGCCCAGAGACGACUAUGAAUUAAUGGAACCUAGAUUCGCUGACGAAAAGGAACAGUUGCCGCAGGAAGAGUUUGAAGAAGAUGCUGCUGAUCGUGAACGUCGGCUUCAGGAACACUUGACAUAUAUGAAUCGAUUAGCUCAAGAGCGCCAAUCGCAAGUCAUACAGAAAGGCCUUCCUAGACCCAACUUGAUUCAACCAUCUUCAUGGAAACGGGCGUGCAAAAGUGACUCGCCUGCGGAAGGCCUUGUGUUUCAAGAAUUGUUUGCACUCGUUGCAUCAGAUGGUAUUAGUCAUCCUACGAGCAGCAUUAGAAUGAGAGAAAAAGCUAAGCCAGUGAAAGAAUUAUCUAAUGCUGAAUUGGACAAGUGUAAAACAAUGGUAUUACAGGAAAUGGAAUCAGAACAAAACAGGUUAGAAAAGAAUGCAUUUGAUAAAGACUUCUUGGAAAUUCACGACUCUAUUCAUAACACAUCAAAUUUAUUGCCAGGAUUAAUUGUUUAUGAGGAAGAUGACGAAGAUGUUCAAUCUGCUGAAAAGAUCUACACAUCUAUAAUUCACAAAAUUCUCGCGCAAGAUGCUGUUUCCUGUAAUAAAUUGGAAAAUGCAGUUGGGGAACGUCUACAGAAUCUGUUAGAGAGGUCUAGCUUUUUACUUUCAAAGAUAUCCCAUGCGCACCAAGCCUUGGAGACAGAGAAAAGGAAUCUUGCGUGUUAUGAAAUGCUUCGGAAGCAGGAGCAGGAAAAUGUUCCUCAUCGUUUGAACGUUUUGGAAAGAGAAGUGAGACUCAUUUCGCAGAUUAAUACUUACGCUCAACAAGAGUACGCAUUGCGGAUUCAAAGUCAUUAAACUUGAUUAGAAUUUAUGAUGGACACAGAUUAGAUAGCAUGAUGAAUAUGUUCCAAUUAGAAUGCAUAUUAAUGUAUAUAAAAUCAUAAAUUAGUAGUAGAAAAACCAUUCAAAGAGGGAUAGAUAAAUGGAUCCAACUUAUAAAAAGAUGAUCCAAGACAAGGAGAAGUAAAAUAAAAAGAGAGGA